AUGGCGACCUACAGCAACGGCUACAAUUUUAAUCGCAAGACAAAUCCAUUCGAAGAGGACUCUGACGAAGAAUUUGAAAAAGUCAACGGAGAUGAAUUACGUACUCAAAUGCAGCUAUCGAGGGAACGAACAUUGGACAGCACAAAGCGCUCUUUGGCUCUCAUCGAGGACUCGCAUGAUCUGGCCGUCCGUACAGGCGAGGAACUACAAUGCCAAGGAGAACAACUUAAUCGGGUAGAGCGCAAUCUUGACAAGGUACAAGGCGACAUGCGUAUUGCCAACAGACACAUCAAAUCUGUGAACAGUGUAUGGGGUGCUAUUGGUAAUUACUUCAAGAAACCUCCAAAACCCGUUGACAGCACGCCACAAUCAAGUCCAAAGUUUGCCUCUGGUAUCGCCGACUUGCAAGCUGAAUCUUCGCUGUACUACCAUUCGAAAGAAGAUAGAAACGGCUAUGAGGCGGGCCCUAGAGAAAAGGAAAGUUUUCAGAGCAACGUAUUCUCGCCCCGUGAUCCACGCGAAAGGGAAAUAGAGGCUAAUCUAGACCUUAUUUCUCGAGGGCUUGGACGUUUAAAAGAAGAUGCUUUGAUCCUUGGCGGUGAAAUCGAAAGACAAAAUGAACAGUUGGACAGACUGGGCUUUAAAGCAGACGAAGCGUAUCAGACGAUAGAUAAAUCAGAUAAGAAAAUUAGGGGAAUAUUAAGAAAAUAA
Molecule: messenger RNA, 711 nt
Organism: Porites evermanni
Lineage: Eukaryota; Metazoa; Cnidaria; Anthozoa; Scleractinia; Poritidae
Source: the annotation of a GenBank genome assembly